AUGAUCUUACUUAUGGUGAUGCUACUUGCAGUCAUCUUUAUUACCCUGGAGCGAGGCCACUGGUGGAAGAAGGAAUUCAGCUUCUCGGUGCCAGGGUGCAAAAGCGCUCGUGUGCAGGGCAUGUGGUGCAGUGCAGAGCAGCUCUCAGCAGGGGAGCAAUCUGUGUUCCGGUGGCUCGUGGUUGUUGUGAGGAUUUCAUCAGCAACAACCGCGGCAUCAAUGAAGGGGAAGACAUUCCGCAAGACGCUUCCGCCUCAGCUACUUGCAAGUCUCGUUCACCAGGUUCAGUGGCAGCAACUUAGCAGACGCUUCAAGCCGAACCGAGACAAUGGUGGCACACGUGAUUUGAUUCAAUCUUGUGCACCGUGCUUUGGCUGUGGACCCGAGUGA
Messenger RNA from Symbiodinium sp. CCMP2592, 390 nucleotides. NCBI's taxonomy places the organism in Eukaryota, Dinophyceae, Suessiales, Symbiodiniaceae. The record is from the annotation of a GenBank genome assembly.